GGCGGGACUCUUUUGAUAAAAACGAAAUGGAAUUCUAUGAAGCUUUGUACACUCAGAGUGUCACACAAUUUGAUGCAUAUGUAGAUGCUGGAACACUGAUGAAUAACUACGCUCAUAUCUUCGAUCUUCUCACAAGGUUGAGGCAGGCUGUUGAUCAUCCCUAUCUUGUAGCAUAUUCUAAAACAGCAGGACAUCCUGAAGGAAUGAAGAAUGAAGGAAACGAGUCCAUGGAGAGCCAAUGUGGUAUAUGUCAUAAUUUGGCUGAAGAUGUUGUUUGCAAAACUGUAGUGAUUUUGAUCAUCCCUAUCUUGUAG
Zea mays is the source of this 314-nucleotide messenger RNA. RefSeq names its product ATP-dependent helicase rhp16. Gene Ontology annotation, molecular function: ATP-dependent activity, acting on DNA. Gene Ontology annotation, cellular component: nucleus. Gene Ontology annotation, biological process: nucleotide-excision repair. NCBI's taxonomy places the organism in Eukaryota, Viridiplantae, Streptophyta, Magnoliopsida, Poales, Poaceae. The record is from RefSeq and is a predicted model, not a curated record. The coding region runs from base 27 to 314 and encodes 95 amino acids. The transcript has 3 exons.